GUUGUUUGUUGCUGGUGGUGUUUCUCGCUCGUCGAUUUCUGAUCAUUUCUCUUUUUCUCGGCCAAAAUGCGCCUAAAAAGAUGUAAAUAUCAAGAGUGACCCUAUCAGUGGCAGCAUGGACAGUGGAGUUAACGAUCAACAGCACCGAGAGAGGUAAGGGAUGUCGUUCUUAUGCACGCGAAAGAAAUUGGCUGAUAAAAAUUUUUGCGCGAAGGAUGAUUGAUGCUAGCACUGUUGAUCACUGUUAUAUUUAGUAAAAGUGCGUCUUUUCGUUACUUAGGCAAACGGUUGUAGAGGUUGUCAUAUGAGCAAUAUUUUAUGAAAACAGGCGGUGACUGUAACUGUAAAUUUUAACUUUAAUUGCAAGUUAACAGUUCGGCAAUGCAGUAACACGGCGUUUGAAACAGGCCUAAGAUACUGGGGAGUAAGUUCCUCCACUGUGAAAUGUCUAAUAAGUCGCCAUAUAUUACACACCGGUAAAAAAUAAUCUUGAGUUCUUGUACGAGUUUUACCUCAUCCGUCGAGUCAGAUAAAUAAUGUGAAGAACAUUGUUCAUCAACGCUCACCCUGUUUAGGACAAAAAAUGCUAAACUACAUACUCUGUUUACGACAACAGGCAAUAUACCCUGUUGAUAGUCUCACACGAAAUUUUAUAACCUGUUUAGGACAGAGAGGUAAAAAAACCAUACUGGCACAUCCCCUUAUAGACCAGAAAUAGGAGUUUCCCCAGGGUUCAUCAAUCUGCAAUUCCGCUCUUGAUCAAGUGAUCCAUGAUAUUUUUCAUCGUUUUAUUAAUCAGAAGGGUGUAAUAAUAUUUGACCCCAAGGGUACUCCUGGGAAUUCUUCGUUGGUGAGUGCCAUCCAGUUCUCCAAAUCCUGACCCUAUUUCAGACAAAAAAUGUCAUUUCUCACACCUGUUUUCAUACCUGCAAACCUCUAAAAUCCAUAACCAUUUUCAGACCUGGUUUUAAGUCGUCAUUACUCAGAUUAGAACACCACCAAAUUUCUUAAAAUCCAUUUCAAUUUUGCAUAUUUCUCUUUCUUUCUCAUUUGGAAGAAAUGAUAAACACAUUCAUACACUCCCAAUUUCCUCAAAACCCACAGAAUUCCAAAACCCGAUUCUGAGAUCGGCGAACCCUAAAAGAUAGAUCUAAACUUUUCUUCAAUAACUAAUACUUACCUUUGAUGUAUUUCAAUGUGCUUUGUUUGGGUUUCAUCGCAUCAGCAGAUUUUUAGACUUAAUAAUUUUUUAAUAAUAAUUUUUUAGACUGUAAUAAUUAUUACCCUCCAAAGAUGAAGUUGAGACUAUCUUAAUGGUCGAUCAUAGCCAUCUGGCAGGGUCCUGGGCCCCAUUUCUUGAAAGUCCUGAUAAUUAACGGGCCCGGUAAGGUGUUGCCGUUUACAUUAAAGAUCGUGGUUUUAAUAGUUUUGCAUCUAACAUAAUGAAACUAUCCGUUAACGAAACAAAAUGGAGUAGUUUUGCUAGCCAGGACCCAGACUCUUACUCUUUAAAUGUUGAUUUGAAUAUUUGAUUUUGGGCGCAAAAAGUUACCGGGACUUUCGAGAAAUGGGCACCUGGACGAGUCAAGAUAAAAGUGUUUCUCAGAAAUUCCUAUGGUUGUAUAAAUUCACUGUCACACUUCUGGUUAAAAAUUAUGUUAACUUUAGAAUACUUGCUUAAUUACAUGAAUGCUUGCCAAUUUUAUUGAGAUGACAUAAUUGAUAAUGUCUUGAAUAUUUAGUUGUCCCACCUUGAUGUGUUAAGGUGUAAUUACAUGACUAUUUUCUCUAGUUAAAAUAUGGCCUAGUAACAGUAAAACAAUACUAUAUUAUCUUUUGGCCAAGACAGAAGUUUAUUUUUUCAACUGAAAACACAAGAAAAGGUAACAACACGACAGAAACAAAAACUAAACAUAGAAAAUGAUACUUUUGCUGAUACACAAGAACUGAUCAAAAGUGAAAACGAAAUCUUAUACUAACCUUAAGUAACCUGUGGACAGGUGGUGUGUCAUGUGGUCCUUUGAGGCAAAAUCCUGAAAGGGGAAGAUUUGCUUGCUGCUCAUCUUAAUUACGACCUGUAAACUCAGUUUUGAGACAUAAAUGUAGUAAAAGUAAUGGUUCAAGUUCAUGGCUUUUAUCGAUAUACCACAUUUCAUCAUAAUAAUACUUCAUAGUAAUGAUUAUAAUAAUAAUUAUUAUACAUUGUACUCAUUAUCUGCCUUCCUAUUGGUUAAGAGCCGCUACAGCUAAUUUUGGAAACUUACAGAUUGGUUAUCUGCUAGUAGAUAACUGACUAAUCUUUAGGUUGCGCAGGCAAUGCCUGAUUUCCAAGAACAAUUAUAUCAAUUCAAGUUCCUUGCAAUGAUGUGUUUGUCAAUAUUUUCUUGCAAUGUUUAAUAAAACUCAGUAAUUUAUUAGGUUUGGUUUUUGUGAUAUCCUAAAAUCGUCAAGGUCUCGGUAAGUGUUAUCAGCCUCAGCCUUCAGCUCGGCUUUUAACACUUUCCUUGACCUUGAUUAUUCCGGAUAUCACAAAAGCUCUGCCUCCAAGAAUUGUUUAUUAUUGUUAUCAUUAUCAAAAUCAUCAUUAUUAUUGGUAUUGUUAUAAUUCAUGGUUUUAACAUGGCCAGGGAAAGGGUUAUUGAGGGUAGAUAGUGAUGUCAAGCUACCCAUGGGAUAAGCCAGUGUCACGUAUACAUGCUCAUAGAGGGACGAGUAGAGAAAAUGGUGCCUGUUUUUUUCAAUAAUAAAAUUGUUAAUUUGCUUACCUUAUUGGUCAUUGGUGCCAGUACAUUUUGCCCCCAAACCUGUGGGGUUUGGGCAAGAUCAGGUCAAAUUUGUUCUCAGGUUAAAAAUCUUUAACCUAGUUUGAUUCUUGAGUUCCUUUGUCUACUAGGGCUUAGAGGACAAAGGCAAUUGAGAAUCAACCUAGGUUAACUCAAAAUUAACCUGAGAUCAAAUUUGGCUUGUAAAAGGUAUGUAUUUUGAAUCCCUGGAGAACUCCUCUUGGUCCAGUAAGCCCCAGAAAAAUUUUCACUUACAUGCAUAUAGCCCAAGAAAAGCGUGGUUAUUGUUGUGUGUUGAGCCAUGUAGCCUGAAGGUUAAGGCAAGCAUAUUUUUCACUGUAGCUAUACUGAGAAGGAAGUUUUGCAUAACUCUGUCAUAGAGGUUGGCUUGGUUAAAGUCAGUCAAUUAAGAAAAAACUCCUUCAAGGUUAAGGAAGUUUAGGAUUAAGGCUAAUUAUUUUAUAAUUAUAUUAUACUGUUUAUCAUAUAUCAUUAUAAUCAGUCGUUAUUCACCCAAUUGUUCUUCCCAUUACAAAACCAAUGGUCAUCUAAUUGCCCAUGCAUGCAACUAUAAAGGCUUUAUGAGUAAAUAAUUCUCACCACUUAGAAUGACAAUCAGGCUUCAUUCCGUUCAAAAGGUAAAGUCUUCGAAUUGAAAUAGAAAGGGCGUAAUGUCCGACAGAUCAUCAUAAUUCAUGCGGACCAGAAAAGCUUUCGGGCAUACAUCAUAUUGACUUUCUAUAUCUUUCUUUAGCUUCAAAAUGAUAAUCUUUGGUAUUUUGUUUGUUUGUUCAUCGUAGACCGACCGCGGGUAGAAUUCGUCAGACGUAGGGCAUAUUUGUAAGUCAGAGACUGUGUAAUGACUGACCGUUCUACUGUUAUUUUCAGCUCUUUGAGGUGGACAAUGAUUUUCACUGCAUCCGUAUUUUCCGUACAGCUAUAAACAUUCUAUUUUUAGCUUUACCUUUUGACUCUUAUAUUCGCCAUUUUAACUUUUUAACAGUUUCACGAGAACGGAAACUCCCCGAGAUGAGCUAGUGGAAGUUCCAAAAGAAUACAAAGGCUUAGUGUUCGGCAAAGGGUGCAAAAAUCUAAUGGAUAUCAGUAACAAUACAGGAGCAAAAGUAAUUCGUAGAAACGGAGAAGUCUUCAUUACUAAAGGUACAGAGGAAGCAAGGGAGCAGGCAAGAAUAGAAAUCAAAGCAAAAGCUGUAAGUAAAUGAAUAAGCUGAAUGUAGUAAAUGAAUAUAGCGGAAUUUCCGCCUCCGCGAAGCCUCCAUUGUUAUCGAUGCAAGAAGAUUUUCUUUUAACGUCAGCGUACACUGGUCCGCCCCCCACCCCUGCCCUUACAAACUCUGGGGGUGGGGGAGAGAAGACUAAGUUAGGGACGGGAGGAGAGUCCCAGAUAUCCACCUUGCGUUUGUCCAAAGUUAGCCAAUCUAUAGGAAACCUUCUGCUUAAGCCUGUUUUUGACCUACGAAGAAAACUUUUAAAAAUAAAUUUGAAAGGCUUUGCCUUAGCUUGGUUUUGCUUUCUGGUCACGCACCAGGACCAAUCUAGUCUCAGACUGGUCAAAAUCGUGACAGGUGAAUUCAUGCAUAGAAACUUACCCAACAUCUGGAAAUGAGAGACUUUAAGCAUGAACUUCGGAAACAUCUAGUACGUUGACUGGAAGUAAUUUUUUUCCCCACUAGGCGUCAAUGCCUUAAGUAGCGAGUUUAAAGGAGCUGUGUAUCGAAAUUUCUCAAACUUCACAUGGUGAGAAACACAAACAUAACUGCUCAAAACAUAAAAAGAAGUUAUAAAUACCCCGUAAGAUACAACAGUAGGCAUGGAUGGACAAAUUUUAAGACUUUAAGAUUUUUAACGGAUUUGGAAUUGCGAAGCAUAUCUGUCUUCGAAUUAAGCUCAUUAUGUCUUAAACUAUCCGUGGAUUCAUCCAUCUAUCCUUUCAACCAUCCUUGUAAUUGUUUAUGUCAUUAUUCAUUCAUUCCCUCGUAUCAUUCAGAAUACUCGCUUUACUGGUGACAGUUAAAAAUGGACUGAUGGAAAACCGUGACUGGAGCACCGUUCAAAUCUAGCUAUAAGCUUUAACUUUAACAUUACUGGAAAGUCAUAUAAAUAUCUGUUACACUCAUGAGGGCAUCGUUUAUUGCUAGGCUGGAGCGAGACUCAGAGGUCCAGGAAGCAAAUUCAGUAAGUUCGCUGUCUACAUCGAUGGCCUGAAUCUCCCAGAGAACUGUAAACUAAAACUGGAGCAAGUGAGUCAGGAAGAUCGUGUUGUUAUCCCGGAAUCGUAUACACAAUACCGCCUGAAACCGGUUAAGGAGUUAAUGCAACAGGUAUGCCUUUUUUCCUUCUUAUAUAAAGUGAUGGAGCUCUGUCGGUAACCAAGAUGGAAUCGAAGAACAAUAAACUUCUAAGAAUUUAAGCUGAUAGGCCAAUCAAAUUAAGCAGCAUAAAGACAAAUACUAUCAUUAGUAUUUUUUUUUUAAUACAACAGAUAAUAAUAAGGCUAAGACGAAAGAUAACACGAAACGGUUUUACAGGUAACUAGACCAUGAAAUUCUCGGAAAGUAGGCAUGUAAACCUUACGGAGUCUUCUGUCCCGGAUAAUUCAUUGCCCCUGCGUAGAUUGAAUGAACACAUUAUCAUUAAAUUUAAAGUUAUGUUUGGUAAACGAAAAAUACUUGUUGUUCAACACGUCAGUGCAAAUCUAGUAUUAGAUAAUUAUUGAGCACGUGAUGUUGGACAAUUCAAGGUGUUGCACGUUCAGAUUAAACCGUGAGAAGUUUUUGGUAGUGUAGAAGGUGCAUGGAAGGUCUCUCCUAAUUGGUUGCAGGAAACAAUAACAUGCCAUUCUUUCAAUAUGCCACUUGCACUAAGAGGUCACAUGACCAAUGCUUCCUUUAAACAACGAGUUGGAGUCUUGCUGAUGCCAAAAAUUGACAGAGCAGAUAAAAAUUAUUUUACUGCCGAAAUUUGAGAGGAAACGCGUUUAUGAGAGACAUUUUAUGGCACUUUGAUUUUUCAACAAAGUAGUAUGAUUUGUAUUGGCCGCUGUAUUAGAGGGCAUACUCUUGCCCUCCAACAUGGCGGCCAAAACUACUUUUUGCUUAUAUCUUGUUAAACGUUUGAUAAUUACGCUCAGAUGUGCUGUAAACGUUACCACAUCAUCUUUGUAACAUUUUCCUCGAAGUUUAAGUGCCAAAGUUGUGUUAAUAAGGUAAUUCAUAAUUUUAAAAAUCACAUUUUCGUCACGUGAUCAGCUACGAACUUACUCAUUUUAAGAAAAUGGUGUGGGUUUGAAAAACCAAAUCACUAUUACUAUGUUUAAGAUAUGACCCACUAAUCGUUUUUUGAAGGUAAAAUCAUACAACUUUCAUUUUCAUAAAAACGAUGUCACAUGAUCUCUUAGUGCAAAUGGCCUACUGUUUUAGUAUUGUUUGGGGUUAGGGUUAGGCACCAUUGGUGACUUCUCUUCCGAGCAGCUGCCAAAUGGCGCGAAUUUUUAAUUUUUAAAAAGGAACACAAAUGUUUUCUCUUUACUCAACGAUAAAGUGUUCAAUACCUUUAUUGAUUCCUGGUUUUUUUUAAAAUAAUUUUUAAUGCUGUCGGGGCCUUAGUCACGGAAAUACCCAACACAAGACGCAGUGACUAAUUAAGUGACCUGAAAAUCAUUAUUAGUUGUUUUAAUAUGUUAGUUGUUUAUAGUUGUCUGUUUUACUCACGUCUAUCAGGGAAUUAGUUCUCCAACUGAUCAACCAAUCUACCUGUCAAAGCUUGUGAGCGACGCUUUGGAAUCUCUUCGAAGGAUAAAACAAGAAAUGACGACAAAAGAGAACCUGAAAGCCGAUAUGUGGUGUCAUUUUGGACAAGCCGUCAUCCGAGGACCUGACCAAGGUAAUGCUCAAAUUUUGUUUAACCAAUACACUUAGAAAAGUUAAUAUCGCAUGUGAAUCGUGUAAUCCUUUGUCUGGCCCAUCGGGUGAAAAUUGUCUCUAGUACUUUAGCUUGUCAGUCUGUUGUUCGUUAGCUUAUAUUGAUUGUUGCUACACUAAGAGAGGAAUUGAAGAGAGCCUAGGUUUAUACUGUUGCCUUGUGAGCUAAUUUUACGUUUUGCUUUAUCCUUAUUAAUUUCUAUGCCCCCAUCUCCUUCAAGCCCUUAAGUGCCUCGUAUUUUCGUGUAGUGUACGUGUGGGGGUGGGGAAGGGGUGGUAAGGGGCUCAUAAGCCGGGGGACGGAUCAUGUUAAUAACAAAUAACCUCCGCCAGCUCUGAUGUUUGCAUGUUAUGACUUGCUUUUUUGUAUCUUACAUGAUGUAAUAAAAUGUAUGCAGAAGAAGCUGAUCGAGGAAGGUGGAGUAUUGAUGAGGCAACGAACAAGUUUAACUCACCACUUGAAGGAAACUACUGGAAAAUAGUAUUGAAGCCAGGAGUGAAACUAGAUGGAAAAGUUCUGGAAAGACAUAUCUGCGAUUCAAAUCCAGAUGAGUACGUCGAUUAUGUUGCAAGAUAUGAGUUAGAAUUUUUAACGCCCUGCUGUUAUCAAGUAAUGUGCAAGGUGAGGUUCAAAAUUCAUUUCGUCAACUAUAUUUCGCUAUAUUUGCUAAUACUCUAUCCUUUCUAUCAUAACUGUGCCAAUUUGUAACUCGAACAAAAGAGGCAGGGUUUUUGGCCCAGAUACCAAAACCCCCAGGAGGCAUCGUAAGCGUAAAAGAACUAACUGUUGGAAUAUACAAUUUCUAUGUCAGAAAAGUUUUCUAUGUUGUCUGGAGAAAGGAAUGGGCUAGUUUGACGUUUCAUCAAUGAAAUAGCUAAUGCCAUAGUCGAACGGUGAACAGAAUAAAUGGGAAAUGAUGACGGAGCACCAUGCAAUGAUGAUUUAUCAGCAAAUAGCUACAGGAGUCAGGAUAUUGACAUUAUCUUAUCUUGAAAUAAUUAUAAAAACUAGGAUUAAUCGGAGCUUAAGAGAGUGCGUUCGAUAUGGUUGCUAGGCUACAGAUAACAGUUGAGGGGAAAGGGUGGAUGGUUCUUGCGAUAGAUAACGAAUUGGAGCGAUUUUGGUUCCGCGAAAGGUAUCAUGGGGAAGGCGAAGGUAUCAUUUAGGUAUCAUACAUCAACACUAAACGUUCCCAUGGGCCAUUGCGUGAUACCCCUAGAUCGAUCGCAGACGCCUAACACUUGAGACGCCUAGGAACGAGGCAGAAGCCUUACCUAGUUUUUCGGGGGGGGUGGUCUACUUCUCUCGUCAAUAACGGAACUGGAAAACGAGCACGAUUUCGCGCGUCUUGUGUAGAAUGAAUUUCAUAUUCAUUUAAUUUUUACUUCGGAGUGUUGAAGGGCUAGAGCCGAUUGAACCUCCAGAAGGUACAAAGGGACAUACGAGAGCACCGUGUGACAAGAUUUCUGUAAGCGGUAAUUGUUUAAUUUUAAGCUUUCUAUUUUUCGUUCUAAUCGCUCAGGUGUGGGUUACAAAAAAGAACGUCGGCAAAAAACUGGAAGAUAUACCAGCUCCUUUUAGUGACGUCAAGAAUAUUUUGAAAGAGAUAGAGUUCAAAGAUGAAGCCACACGUUCACGAUGCAGGGAUGGCUGGUUCUACCAUCUCGGAAGUACCUGCAAGCAAACAUUUUGUUUCCUGGCUGCGCAUUUGAUUGUAGGCUCCAUGUUCGUGGAAGGAUUGGUACGAUUUUCUGUUAUGAAUACG
Porites lobata is the source of this 8490-nucleotide messenger RNA. Lineage: Eukaryota; Metazoa; Cnidaria; Anthozoa; Scleractinia; Poritidae. The record is from the annotation of a GenBank genome assembly.